This is a messenger RNA of Coregonus sp. 'balchen', 10666 nucleotides long. The record is from the annotation of a GenBank genome assembly. Lineage: Eukaryota; Metazoa; Chordata; Actinopteri; Salmoniformes; Salmonidae.
GCUGUGGAGCUAGCAGCAGAGGACACACCGCCUGCCCCCCAGCCUCCCGGUCCUGCCUGCCUGCUGGAGGAAUGUUCUGAAUGCAUCCUCUUCCCUUCCAACAACCAGCCUCUUGUGAAAAUACUUGGCAGAGCUGCCUGAGCAGAGCUCCAAAGCCACUGUUUUUUUGCUGCUGUUGCCAUGGUGAUGCAAGGAGGGGCUUAGGGAGGGGUUGAUGGAAUUGAUUUAAAUAAACAUUUUUGAAAGGUGUAGGCCUACCCUAGUCAACCUACAGGAAUAUGUGUGUGUGUAGUGGUGUAGUUCUGUGUCUACAGUGUGUUUUGACGGCAUGAUUGAGUGGAGGGAAUUGAGAUAGGAGAAACGCUGAUUGUUAAAUAAAUUGCACCUUGUGAGCAUGCACUGCAUCAAAAGUUCAACACUAACUUUUCUGGUAAACAGCACGACAUAGUCGAUUUAUCCCAACCUUCUGCAUUCACAUGCCCCCUUGAUCAACUCUUUGAUCUCAUUGACAAAUGUUGAGUUUAAUGUUUGGGUAUAGCAUAGGCUAUGUGAUGCAGUUUGAAAGUGUCCUAACCCAGUAGAGUUUAGAUAUGCCAACGCUACUAAAUGGCUUGAUGUCAUUUUUCAAUGCAUAGGUGCUCUUGUUUAUUAAAAAGCUCUUUGUCAAAGCUUUUUUGUUCUAACCCAGUGUUUCUCUGUGUCUCUUUAGCCUUUCUUCAGACUUCUGAACCUGCGGAAGCUGGGUCUGAGUGACAAUGAGAUCCAGAGGCUCCCUCCUGAGGUGGCCAACUUCAUGCAGCUGGUGGAGCUCGACAUUUCCAGAAACGGUGCGUGCGCAUGCGCACACACACACACACACACACACACACAAACAGGCUGGCGGUUUGCGGCCCCCUCUGCUGGGGUCAAAACCAGGUUCAAUACCAGCAUACAGUCGGCAUGCGUGCAAAUUACCACCAUAAACAGACACCUAUUUUAACCACCCAGUAAUUCAUAUAAAAUGCUGCGAAACAUCACUUCCAGAGAACCAACAAAGACCUAGAGCAAAAACCUGCAUUCAUGGGCAGACAAGCUUAACAAAAUACAAGCAAGUAGGCAAAAGUCUAAUAGACCAAUAGAAACUAGGGCUGUCCCGACAAAAAAAUAUAUACGUUGACCGAGAGUCAUCUGUUCUUUCGAACAAUCGAUUGGUCGAAAUGUAAAACGUGUAUUUUUUCAUAUAUAGACACACCCUAUGUGUUUUAAUAAAAUCAACUAUGCACUGAGCUUGUCUAAAACUUUAAGGGCACUGUUUGAUUAAAUAAUGAAUACAUAAAUGACUCAAGAGGGAGCCAGAGACCAAGAUAGCCUAACCAGAAGAAAAAAAACUGUUCCCGACCCACUUCCUGCUGGCCUUCGCAGAUUCUGCCGUUACGCUCCUGAAGUGGCUGGUAAUGGGCUACACCAGGGGUCGGCAACCUUUUUCCAUGUGGAGUGCCAAUUUACUAUUUAUCUUACAAUUUCUACCAAUCUGCGUGCCAGUUGUGAUUUUCAUAUGUACAUUUUCGUGGAAUAUUGAAAUUAUAAUUAUAAUGGUUCUAUUUCCAACUAGGGAAAAAAUGCCUACAUAACGCCUACCAAUAAAAACAUUGCAGGUAGAAAAUAUCCUGAUAUAAAUAAAUAUCCUAUGAAACACAUUUGGCAACGCAUGGAGGUUUGUUCAUUUUCAUCAAUUGCAUUCAUCUCUCUACUCUACCUGUCUGCAACAAACAUAAAACAUUGUGUCCACUAUAAACUGGGUAGGCUACAGCCAGCAGCUGGUGCUUGCAAACUUGCAACAAUGUAUAAACUGUUCUGGGCCCUCAGUUUCCUGCUACAGUGAGCUCCAGACAGACACAGCUGUACAGUGCAUUCAGAAAGUAUUCAGACCCCUUGACUUUUUCCACAUUUUGUUUUGUUACAGCCUUAUUCUAAAAUGGAUUAAAUUGUUAUUUUUUUCUCAAGCUACACACAAUAACCCAUAAUGACAAAGCAAAAACAGGUUUUUAGAUUUUUUUGCAAAUGUAUUAAAAAUAAACAUUAAAAUAUCACAUUUACAUAAGUAUUUAGACCCUUUACUCAGUACUUUGUUAAAGCACCUUUGGCAGCGAUUACAGCCUCGAGUCUUCUUGGGUAUGAUGCUACAAGCUUGGCACACCUGUAUUUGGGGAGUUUCUCCCAUUCUUCUCUGCAGAUUCUCUCAAGCUCUGUCAGGUUGGAUGGGGAGCGUCACUGCACAGCUAUUUUCAGGUCUCUCUAGAGAUGUUCUAUCGAGUUUAAGUCCGGGCUCUGGCUGGGCCACUCAAGGACAUUCAGAGACUUGUCCCGAAGCCACUCCUGCGUUUUCUUGGCUGUGUGCUUAGGGUUGUUGUCCUGUUGGAAGGUGAACCUUCGCCCCAGUCUGAGGUCCUGAGAUUAUAAAUUUUUUUGAUAAAUUUUGGAAUAAGGCUGUAACGUAACAAAAUGUGGAAAAAGUAAUGGGGUUUGAAUACUUUCCAAAUGCACUGUAAACCCCCCUACAAAUCAAUGGCAGAAGUCAAUUCCGCCCUUGAUCAUUUACGUCAAACCGAUCUCAAAUGGUUUCUCAUUCUGCAACUCAGCACAUACACACCACACACAUACUCGCACACAAUGGAAAUAGUCGUUGCCCUCUCGUGUCCUUGGUGUUCAUAUCAUAUAGCGGGUGACAGGAAAAGCAGUAUACAGUAUAGAUAUAUCUGACUGUGCUCCCCCCUCUCUAAUCUGUCUCUCUGUCUGUCUCUGUCCGCAGACAUUCCCGAGAUCCCCGAGAGCAUUAAGUUCUGCAAGGCAUUGGAGAUUGCAGACUUCAGUGGAAACCCCCUCUCCAGGUUAGUGGAUCAGUCCAGUGUCACCUCUCUCUCUGCUGUUGCCUUUGUGGAAAUGCCUUUGAGAUAUAUGGGGGAGGUCAUUGUCAUACGUGUGCCAUGUGGUGAUUAUUUCCUUCUUUCCAUAAUGGCCUGAAGAUAAACAGCGCAAAACAAUGAAGCGAAUGUGCAACGAACUGUGCAGAUAGUGGUCUCCCAGAUGUGUCAAAGGCUCAGAGCAGGCCCUUUCUCAGUAUUAGAUUAUGUACAGUACAUUAGCAAAACACCUCGAGGAGAACAAGGCUUUGUGAGGCUACAGUAUGCUGUUCUCUGACCCAGAAACUACAUUAAAGCCCCAGUGCAGUCAAAAACGUGAUUUUUCCAGUGUUUUAUAUAUAUUUCCACACUGAGGUUGGAAUAAUACUGUGAUAUAGUGAAAGUGAUGAUAAUGCCCUUUUAGUGUAAGAGCUGUUUGAAAAGACCGCCUGAAAAUUUCAGCCUGUUUUGGUGGGUGGAGUUUUGGCCUGCAUGGUGACAUCACGGUUAAUUAGUUAAUAGACCAAUAAGAAAGAGUUCCGAGCCUCUCUGCCAAUAACAGCUAGUUUUCAGUUUUCCCCUCCCCACUCAGACCACUCCCAGACAGUCCUAGCAAAAUUGUUGCUUGAGAAAUUAUAUGAUAUUGAGGGGAAAAAACUGUUGCGUUGGACCUUUUGACAUGGCGUUUAAGUAUACUGUAGAAGUGUAAUGCUCGGCAAGGCAAACAUCUCCCUGCUUUGACUUCUCCUAUAGAAUAGGAAAGGAACUGUUGGCAGGAGUGGUGGUGAUGAGUGCUUUGUCAGAUGGAUCUGGCCACAUACGGUGCAUCCCAAAUGGCACCCCUUUCCCAUAUAGUGCACUACUAAGAAGUGCACUGUAAAGGGAAUAGGGUGCUAUUUGGGAUGCAUCCAUAGGCAGGGGAGGCGGCUAUUCCAACUGCUUCAAAGGCUGAUGUUAAAGGGCCAUUGAGAAAGAACGACCUUCUUUCUCUAACCAUUUUGUCACCCUCUCUCUCUCUCGCUCUCUGUCUUUCUCUCCAUCGGUUUUCCUCGCUUCCUUUCUGUCCUCAUCACCAGGUUGCCUGAUGGUUUCACUCAGCUCAGAGGGCUCGCCCACCUGGCACUCAAUGACGUGUCGUUGCAGACACUGCCCAACGACAUAGGAAAGUAAGUACACACUUCGACACAGGUUUCCUUCUUACUCUAAACAUUCAACCUCCUCGUUCUGUAAAAUAGCAGACCUUGGUAAAGGUGUAAUUACAUGACACAGUGGGCUCUCAGACAGACAGACUGACUGCUCUGCGUGACCGGUUGGACGAGACCAAUCGCCAUGCCAAUCAGGACCAACAGACCCUCCAUCUGACUAACUCCUUCUCCUCCCUCUCUCCUCCUCCCUCCUCUCCUCCUCCUCCUCCUCCUCCUCCUCCUCCCCUCUCUCCUCCCUCCUCCUCCUCCUCCUCCUCCCCUCCUCCUCCCUCUCUCCUCCUCCUCUCCCUCCUCCUCCUCUCCUCCUCCUCCCUCUCUUCUCCUCCCUCCUCCUCUCCUCCUCCUCUCCUCUCUUCUCCUCCCUCCUCUUCUCCUCCCUCCUCUCUCCUCCUCCUCCCUCCUCUCUCCUCCUCCUCCAUCCCUCUCUCAUCCUCCCUCCCUCUCUCCUCCCUCUCUCCUCCCUCUCUCCUCCUCUCUCUCCUCCUCCCUCUCUUCUCCUCCCUCCUCCUCUCCUCUCUCCUCCUCCUCCCGCUCUCCUCCUCCUCUCCUCCCUCUCUCCUCCUCCUCCCUCUCUCCUCCUCCUCCCUCUCUCCUCCUCCUCCCUCCCUCUCUCCUCCUCCUCUCCUCCCUCUCUCCUGCAGCCUGGCCAACCUGGUGACGCUGGAGCUCAGGGAGAACCUGCUCAAGUCCCUGCCCACGUAAGUGCCCUCUUUAGCCUGGCGUAGUCCCCAGCCACCCUCCAUGCUAGGGAAGGUGGUUAUAUCCUAGAAAGGAGCCCUUGAUGAUAUGACUGGUGAUUUGAAGCACAUUAGUAUAUCUGUUCACUAGCAAACAACAUUAUUUGCUCCCUUCACUAUGGAUACAGUUGUUGUGAGAGGGACAGACUGUAAAUGUGAUUGCUGAAUGACCAGCUUAUCAUGUGUGUGACUGUGUGGGAGUGUGUGUCAAUGAUUGGGCGUGAUGGUUAGCAUAUCUGGUCCCGACUGUAACAGUCCAGAUGUCGUCUUCAAAUACAUUAUUGAUGUAUUUAUAUAUAGAUUAUAAAUAUAUUCAACGCUGGGUGCGUUUCAACGAGACUGUGUCAUCUGUGAGUGUGCAGUAGUCCCCGUUACUUCAGUGUUUCUAUGAUUGAUGUGUUUCUCUCACUUAUCCAGGUCACUCUCUUUCCUGGUGAAACUGGAACAACUGGACCUGGGCAGCAAUGAACUGGAUGUGUUGGUAAGAACAAGCUCUAAAUAGCACUGUUCCCUAUACUGUGCACUACUUUGGAUCAGCGCCCAAGAGCCCUGGAACCAAAGUGGUUAACUACAUAGGGAAUAGGGUGGCAUUUGCAGCAUGACAAUAACUCACAUUCUCAACAUGCAUGGAGGCCAUACAAAUAUACACCCGCCUUGAGCCUGGUUUAUGCUGUACCACAAAAACACAUCUUACAUACAAGCUGGUUAGAUAUACAGCUUACAGGACAUACCACACAGGAUCAUACACCCUGGUUGUCCAGCAGGGUUGGGGUACAGAGUUUCUAAGCCCAGAGGCCCAACAUCGCGAGACUUUCGGGAACGCUUGUGAAGCAAACUCUGCAGACCAGACCAGGGUUUGGGGUUUGAGAAGUCGAUGAGAGAAGUGAAAAAUGAUUCCUUAAUUUUCUAGAUUUCUAAAGGGCACAACAUUCAAACUGAUGUUUUUAAGUAGAUGAACAUGUCAUUACUACAACCACGUGAAAGUGUCACACUGACACUUUUAUUUAUUUUUUGUCAAAAACAACUUUAUAUCGGAAGAGUGCCUUUCAUUUGUGGAGUUUAGAGCGAGAUGACGUGUUUCUGCGGAUGAGCUUAGCUAGCCAACGUCGCCAUGACAUCGCCUACAAGUGUGAUACGGGAUUUCUAUUGGAGAAGCAGUUUCUACAUAUCUUCAUACUAAACCAUCUUUGGUUGGGGUCAAUUCGAAUUGAAGUCAGUCAAUUCAGGAUGUGAUUUGAUUUUAAAAUCCAGAAAAACGUUUGACAUAGCUUCUCCUUUUCAGUUUAUUGAGAAGUCAUUGAAUAUAGAUGCACAUUUUAUUUAUUUAUGGGAAUUUAAGUUUACUUCCUGAAUUGACUGCCUUCAAUUUGAAUUGACCUCAACCCUGAUGUCCAGCACGUGCGGGCGUGCACGGACACACACACACACAUCACUCUACCCAAGCACCCAUCUAACCCACAUAUCUAGCCCACAAACAAACACACAUGCUUGGAACUGGUCUGUUGGACAUUAGGGCCCCUGCGUGCUAUGAAUGCGUCCCACAUGGCACCCUAUUCCCUAUAUAGUGCAUUACUAUGGUCCCUGGCCAAAAGUAGUCUCCUAUGUAGGGAAAAAGGGAUAGGGCCCUGGUCAAAUGUAGUGCGCUCUGUAGGUAAUAGGGUGCCCUUGACUCCUGCUUCUUUUAGCAUGGGAACGCCUGCCUGGCUAGUAGUCUCAAUGGGACAGGGUAAACAAUGCCUGCUGUGAUGAGAAGGGCGUAGGCUGCUGCCUGAAAGCCUGGCUGCCUGCCUGUCAAUACUGUACAUUGCUCAACCCUCACAGGCAUACUAGUCUUUAAUGUAAUGCAUCGCUCAGAUACAAUCUGGGGUCAUUUGACAGGUUUUGUGUUCUCUGGGAUUGGUUCCCAAUGCCUUUUUUGGAGUCCAAAUUAAUUGCCCCUCCGGGAUAAAUCGUUUUUUUUAAUUGAAUUGGAGCAGGAUACAGGCUAAGGGCAAGCAUCUUGUUUUUGAUAGAAACAUGCUUUGUUCUGUGUGGUUUGUGGGCAUAGAAAACAGGCGCUGUGUGUGUGUGUGUGUGUGUGUGUGUGUGUGUGUGUGUGUGUAUGAUCGUUUGUGUUGUCAGGUGAAUCUUGCCCCUUCACACAACCAUUUGGGGACCCCAGAGUAGAGCGGUGGUAUUUGGGGCAUAUGAUGUGUGAUUAUGUAUCCGCCCCCUCUCCCCUUCCCAAACGAUGCAUAUUUAAGUACAGUGGAUGGUGCACGUUUGUUCCCACUCUAGAAGCAGAGCAAAGACGACACACUUCGGCCUCUCUGUUUACCUUUCUCCUCUCUCUUUUUUUCCUCCCUCAAUCUCUAACAGCCGGACACACUUGGUGCUCUCCCUAACCUACGGGAGCUGUGGUUGGACCGCAACCAGCUCUCCUCGUUGCCACUAGUGAGUAUUGUCCUGGCUUGGCAUCCAUGUCAUUCUUAUUCGCUUACAACCAGAACAUUGCUCAGUAUGAAAUAGGCUUGGGCGGUAUACUGGGAUAUUUGGAAGUAGCCACAGGAUGGUUUUUCAAUACCGUUGAAACAAUUGCUUUGACGUUUUAUUUUUAUACAUUUUGAAUAUUUGUAGAUACUUUUUAAGUAAAUAGCUGCAGUCAACUUAUGCAAUACGUUAGGAGAUAAAGAAGAUUGCAUUCUUCAUUUUACCGGUAGUCCCCAGUCACGUGGUGUUUGUUUACAAGCACAAGGAGAGACCAGAGCCUUGUGAGUCACUCACUGUUGUGCAGCAUGCACCAGGUGACCUAGUUACAGUAUGGUUACAGUAUGCUUGCCGGCUAGAUACUGUAUCUUAUACCUAUUAAGUAAACUGUCUAAAAUGUGCUAAAUGCUCUGCAGUUGAGCAUUUAGUUUGCUCAUUUAGUAGCUAGUUAGCUAACUAGCUAAGUGGUUAGCUUCUUCCAAAAUCAAUCUUUGCUUGGUAGUAGCAGAGAGUCGCCUCCUGGAUCAAGAGCCUUGCUGUUUAGUAUUGGUUUUGUGCACGCAACUAUGAGUAGCAUUGAGUUACUAAGCCGGGACGUCUGUCCUGGAAAUACUUUAGGUCAGAGACUGUAUAAAAUGUUCGCAAUGUGCUCGUUAACAUUUAGUUAGCAUUCUUUAUGGGAUUGUACAUGUGCUUGUUGGCAUUGCUAACCUUCGGAUUACAGAGGAUCAGUGGGGUUUGAAAAUAGCACCCCUUGUGUCCUGUGCCGGUAUUACGCAAAUCUCGGUAUGGCACAAGGUCGGUAUGAAUGUAUGACAAUCUGGAUACCGCCCAAGCCUAGUAUGAAACCUACCACAUAUAUUUCAGUGAGAGUAUUCACACUAAAAACAACAUUGCUUUGUGUGUUUGUCUGUAGGAGCUGGGGAACCUGCGGAGGCUGGUGUGUCUGGACGUUUCGGAGAACCGCCUAGAGGAGUUGCCCUCAGAGCUCAGCGGCCUGCUGGCCCUCACUGACCUGCUGCUCACACAGAACCUCCUGGAGGUGGUCCCUGACAGCAUAGGUGAGGGAGAGAGAGAGAGAUGGGAGAGAGCGGGGAGGUAGAUAGGGAGAGAGGGAGGAAAGGUUACCUGAUGGCAUUCGCUGGCCCUUUUUGUACGGUGCCUUAUUCACCUGAACUGAUUUACACAGUAGCUUCAUUGUCAGACUAAACAGAGUUUUUCAAAGUACUUUGUCAAGGUAGAAAGAGGAGGAAGGGAAGCGCUACUAAGGUACACAGUAGUAGAUGUUGGUAGACAGAAGGUGCUCUUUGGUCAACAAAAAGAAAGGAGGACCAAGGCACUCUUCAUAUAAUUAAUUAAAAUACCUUUAUUAGUAUGGCAUGUUCAAUAGAAAGAAGAUUUUUUUUUUCAUCUUGACGCGUUUCGGCUGCAUGGCCUUUGUCAGGUGUGCUAGUAGACCCAUGGCCAUUGGGCAUUUUCAUUGCUUGGAUGUAAUAGAAGGUAAUGCACAAACAACCAUACUGCCCCCUACUGGGGAAAUGAUAUCUAUAAACUGACUCAAAGGCUUGUAAUGGUGAUUGACCUGGGUCGUGUUCAUUAGGCACCAUAUGGACAAAAACAGACCAAAAAAAAAGGGACCCGAACUUGUCCAAUAAGAAACACGUUUUAAUUUUCCGUUACAAAACAUUUUUCUACUGUGUGCAGACUGUGCGCUAAUGAAUAUGACCCAGGUGACUAAAUGGUGUUUGUUGUGUUUCUAGGCUCUCUGAAGCAGCUGUCCAUCCUGAAAGUGGACCAGAACCGACUGACCCACCUGAGUGACUCCAUAGGAGAGUGUGAGAACCUGACGGAACUCGUACUGACCGAGAACCUCUUACAGGUACACAACCGUUGCAUUUAGAACCCAUUUUAGAACCAUAGUUCUCUGGCUCAGAACAAAUGUACAGUACUAUACGUGUCUUGGCUGGGAGUCUCGGAACAUGUCCUUUCAAUAACUCCCUUGAGAUGCAUAAUUUUUUAUGUCCAUUCAAUUAUUCAUUUUUAAUUAUUGUUAUUUUUUAAUCUAUAGACUCUGCCUCGCUCGCUGGGCAAACUGAAGAAGCUGACCAACCUGAAUGUGGACCGCAACCGGCUGGGCGGCGUGCCUGAUGAGCUGGGCGGUUGUGCCAGCCUCAACGUGCUCUCCCUCAGAGACAACCGCGUGGCCAAACUGCCCGCCGAGCUGGCUGACGCCACCGAGCUCCACGUUCUGGACGUGGCAGGGAACAGGUAACCCCUCUACACCCCAUAUAGGUCCCGCAAAUCACUGGUGUUGGUAGACUUCUCUCCUGUAACAACGUAUCUAGUGACUCCACUUCUCAAGUAGUCCGAGCUUUGCUUGAUCCUUUAUCAAGUCUCUAAUAAUAAAAUUAAUGCAAUUUAGCAGACUCCUUUUUUUCCCCCCAAAGUGACUUACAGUAGUGCAUGCAUAUAUUUUCAUAUGGGUGGCCCCAGCAGGAAUGGAGCCCAUGAUCCUGACGUUGCAAACGCAGUGUUCUACCAACUGAGCCACACCGGACUAUUCUUCAGAAGAGUACUUUCCAUAUGUUUUUUCCCAUGUUGUUGUGGUGUCCCCAGGUUACAGAACCUGCCGUUUGCCCUGGCCAACCUCAACCUGAAGGCCAUGUGGCUGGCAGAGAACCAGUCCCAGCCCAUGCUCAAGUUCCAGACGGAGGACGACGACAGCACCGGGGAGAAGGUGCUCACCUGCUACCUGCUGCCCCAGCAGCCCUCCCCCAGCCUGGGUGAGUUAGCCCUACACCUACCUCUUGAUGGACAUCAUCUUCCUCCUCCUCUCUCACUACCUCUAUCACGCUCUGUUCUCCAUCUCAACCUUUUCCUGGGCUAUUCACUAUUUACCAUCUUAACCGCCCUCUCCUCCUUCACUGCGUAUCAUCUUCCAUUUACUUCCUCUUAACAUAGGAGCUGCACUGGGGUGUUGCAAAAUCAGUCGUUUUUUUUUAACCUGUGACGCUGGAAACGUAACUUUUGGCCAGCGCGAGCAGGGCGCAAGCCACUUUAUCAAGUUAUCAGGCGUGAGCUGCGUAUCGAAAUCUUGAAAAUAGAACCAGAUUGUAAUUUUUUCACUGAGCAGCACGUUCCUCUCCCAGAGUCGUUCUUGCUCUCCUGUCACUCUCAACCCAAAUGUUCUUAAGAUCACUUCUCAUAACUCCCCUGUACCACAAAGAUUACCGUUUUAAUCCAGGAAAAGUGAUUCUCUUGUUAGCUGCUGGAAGGUCCCACCUGUUUUGUAACCCAGUCCCUCUCUCCAUCCUGUCUCCCUACAGAGAACCUGCUGCAGAACAGUGUGGACGAUAGCUGGAUAGACAGCAACCUGAAC